AUUUUGCGAAAAGGAUAGAGAUCACGUUAAUAGAAUCCUAAGUGCGAUACACGUGGAAAAAUGAUUGAGAGAUGAAAUUUUGGGCAAUCGUUGCUGUUGUACUCGUAGUAUACAUGUUCUACAAAGAUCAACAACGAAAGAAAGUUUCAAAACCCUUAACCUAGUUUGAACUUCAACUGAUAUUGCUCUACGGGCUGCGCGAAUAUUAGAUUAUAAGAAAAGGCGCGCACUGCAGAAUUUGUAACACUUCCAAGAAUGAAUUUAUUCUGCAUGUUUAUUUGAAAUUAAGUGCAAUUUCAUCGCGUUUUUAAAGCCUUGGCAUUUCAUGGUCAUAAAAUAAUAAUUCUAUUUUAUUCGAGUUCUCCUAUUUAUUACGAAAACACGGAAUUAGCAGCUUUUUUUAUGUUCUAAUAACAAAAGUUAUUCCAUUUGUUUAGGUUAUUCUUAUUAGAGACUUGUGUAACGAAGUUCUUUCAACGAUCGAAAUAAAAUGGAAUUAGAUACGCAUACUUCAUGGACACAACUAACAGAGGAAGAUGAUGCUCUUCUUAAUGAAGCCAUUUGUAUGAGUUCAAAUGAACUGAACAAAAUUAUAGACUCUAACAAAGAGGAUGUACUAAAAGAAAGUAAUCUAGAAACUAAAUCUUGUGCAGCUAAGACGCAUGUUAAUAGUGAACAGGAGAAGAAGGAUGAUCUCAGUUCAAAUGUAGAAAUUGAUAACAUAUCUAAAUUGAGAGGAAAUCAGACAAACAAUGCAACCAGUAUAAAUUACGAAGAUAAUGUAAAGAACAAACAGCAUGAUGAUGGUUUACGUAAACGAACUAGAGAAAAUCAAAUAAAUAACGAGGAUGCAAAAGUUUCUCGAACUAGACAUAAUAGUGAUUCAAGCUCCACUACUAAUUCUUCUGAUAGUGGUAAAAGACGGGUAGAAUAUGAAACAGAUCCUAGAGUUUUAGCUCGUAGACAAAAAGAAAUAGAUUAUGGGAAAAAUACUGUUGGAUAUGAUAGAUAUAUUCAAGCUGUGCCUAAAGAGAAACGAACAAGAGAGCAUCCGAGAACACCACCAAAAUAUAUUAAAUAUAGUAGAAGAGGAUGGGAUAGCAUGGUAAGAUUGUGGAGGAAACAACUUCAUCAAUGGGAUCCUCCACAAGAUAGCAAUAGUGAUUGAAAUAACUUUACGUUUUGCUCCUUUAAACUUUACCUUAUUUACUAAUAUAUCUUUAUGCACAUUUAGUUCCAUGAUUUUUAUAUUUGUAUGAAAUUUCAUAAACAUAACAGAAUUAGACGAAAUAUAACAUAAUUCUUGAUAUAUUCUUAAAUGUGAAUACUUGUAUUUAAAAGGUUCAAUUGCAUUGCAAAAGUGAGAAAUAAAGAGUAAAUGAUACUCAAAAUAAAUAAGACUUUACAUUAUUAAGUGAAAGUUUUAGAAGUGUAAAUAGAUAAUUUAAGCACUUA
Messenger RNA from Frieseomelitta varia, 1455 nucleotides. It is a transcript of the gene Slbp, whose product is annotated as histone RNA hairpin-binding protein. Gene Ontology annotation, biological process: mRNA transport; mRNA 3'-end processing by stem-loop binding and cleavage. Gene Ontology annotation, cellular component: cytoplasm; histone pre-mRNA 3'end processing complex. The coding region runs from base 491 to 1168 and encodes 225 amino acids. The transcript has 3 exons. Lineage: Eukaryota; Metazoa; Arthropoda; Insecta; Hymenoptera; Apidae. The record is from RefSeq and is a predicted model, not a curated record. Gene Ontology annotation, molecular function: histone pre-mRNA stem-loop binding; mRNA binding.